AUGUCUGACAUCGACAAAAAAAGAGAAUCCAACUCGCUAUCACCCCAGGAAAGCAAUAUCGGGGAGCUUGAGCCUGAGGAUGACCAAAACGUCUUUAAGAUCACAGACGACGGUCCAGACUUCCGUGGCCUCACCUGCUUUGGUGCUGCCCUGUUGGUGGUGAAAACCCAGUUUGGUCUCGGCAUUCUAGGUCUUCCACAUACUUUCCAUGUUUUGGGAGUUGUUCCCGGUCUCAUUGUGUUGAUAACGCUUUGCAUCUUGACAACCUGGAGUGGCAUUGUCGUGGGCCAUUUCCGUCUUCGUCAUCCUCAUACUUACAGUAUUGGCGAUGCUGCUGAGAUCAUGUUUGGUCCUGCUGGAAGAGAAGUCAUGGGUGCUGCUUUCUGGUUGUUCUACACCUUGGCCUACGGUGCCACUGUUUUGACCGUUUCCAUCGCGUUCAACGCCAUCACCGAACACGCUACUUGCACAACAGUGUGGACGGCUGUGGGUGCCAUUAUUUCGCUUAUUUUGGGUGUGGCCACCAGAACCCUCAAAACCAUGUCCUGGUUGAGUCUUGCAGCCAUUAUUUCCUUGUUUAUCUCCGUGUGGAUCGUCGCCAUCGCCUGUCUUGCCCAGUCGACCCCUGCAGCUGCUCCAGCUGGUGAGCCACUUGAUAAAGGUAUUUCUGCUGUGGCUACAGGUCAUUCGUAUGCUGCAAUUGCCAGUGCCGUGGCUACUCAGCUUGCUGGACUCAGUGGAACCGCCUCUUUCUUCACGAUCCACGCGGAAAUGAAGGACCAGACCCAGUACAACAAGGCCUUGAUCUUGGGCCAGGGUUUCGUCACAUUCAACUACAUCGUCAUUACUUGCAUGAUCUACCUCAAGGUGGGCAACUACGUCACCUCGCCUGCUUUGGGCUCGGCCGGCACGCUUAUCAAAAAGAUCUGUUACGGUAUCUCCUUGCCUGGUCUUAUUGUGUCGUGCUUCUUUUUGGCCCACUUGGCUGGAAAAUACUGCUUGGUUCGUCUCCUCAGAGGCACCAGACACCUCCAGGCCAACACCUUCGUUCACUGGCUGACGUGGAUUUCCAUGAUGUCCUUGUCGAUCAUUUUCGGUUUCAUCAUUGCCAGCGCCAUUCCCUUUUUUGGUGAUUUGGUGGCCCUCAUUGCCGCUUUGUUCGGUACCACCUUCACCCUUAUUGUUCCCGGCUUCAUUGCCAUCUACAACAUGGGCAGCUACGUCAAAAAGGAAGGCGACCACUUGCUCACAUGGUUGCCGUUGUGCAACAGGGCAUGGAAAAAGAGCCGCAGCAACAUCAUCAACGCCUCGUUGGCGUGGUUUUGCAUCGUUUUCGGUACCUACAUCUUGGUUACCGGUACAUACGGUGCUGUUCAGUCCAUUGUCGAUGGAUACAACAACGGCACGGUUUCGCUGGCCUUCUCGUGUGAGGAUAACAGCGGCUAG
Molecule: messenger RNA, 1446 nt
Organism: Candidozyma duobushaemuli
Lineage: Eukaryota; Fungi; Ascomycota; Pichiomycetes; Serinales; Metschnikowiaceae
Exons: 1
Coding region: 1-1446 (481 amino acids)
Biological process (GO): amino acid transmembrane transport
Cellular component (GO): vacuolar membrane
Molecular function (GO): amino acid transmembrane transporter activity
Source: RefSeq, a predicted model, not a curated record